This is a messenger RNA of Carya illinoinensis, 3656 nucleotides long. RefSeq names its product putative receptor-like protein kinase At1g80870. NCBI's taxonomy places the organism in Eukaryota, Viridiplantae, Streptophyta, Magnoliopsida, Fagales, Juglandaceae. The transcript is spliced from 2 exons. The record is from RefSeq and is a predicted model, not a curated record. The coding region runs from base 542 to 2704 and encodes 720 amino acids. Gene Ontology annotation, molecular function: protein kinase activity; ATP binding. Gene Ontology annotation, biological process: protein phosphorylation.
GUUGUUGAAUUUGGAUGAUGGUGGAGGAACACUUAUUAAGAGCUGGAAUCUACAAUCUAUGACUUGUCAGAAAGGGAAUGCUUUGAACAAGCAACUGUGGAUUCUAUAAAAUAUUUUCUAUUCGCGUGUGAACUUGAGUCAAAAGCCCCACUCACCAUGCGCCUAAGACAAAACCUCUUGUCCAUGAGAAAACUUCCUCCAGUUUUCCUUAAUUUUUCACUCUUUGUUAGGACUUUGUCUGCAGAGUGCAGGGGAUCUUUAGCUUUUAGUCAAAAAUUCAGAAGCACCUCGGGACCCUCCCCUCACCCCCAACAACUUUCUGAUCCUCGUUUCCCGAUCGCUAAACUCAUUAUCUAAAUCCAAACUAUGAUUAUAUCAAAGCAAACCUAACAUUCUCUAAUGUGAAUCCCGGCUGUGAAGCAGUUAACCCACAUUGGAUACUGAAAUACGCAUGAAGAUCCAUGCCCAUUUGCUUUCCUCCUCCAACUCCUGUGAUCUUACCAACAGGCAUUAAAGUCAAGGAAAUACAAACCAACCCACAAUGCCUUCAAGACCCCUAGCUCCGACUCCUAGCCCUCCGGGGUCAAGUUUCUUCACCCAAACUGGGGUUUUGUUCUUGAUUCUCACCAUCUCUGGCCCCGUAGUUAUAUUGCUAUCAAUCAUCUACUUUCUUUUUCAUGCCUGGCACUUCCUAAUUGUGCGCAGAACUAAAACCAUUCCCUUCGACUCCAGCGCUCCUCUCAAGCUGCAAAGAUUCUCGUACAGAGAGCUAAAGCAAGCCACCAAUGGCUUUGACACUGCCAAUAUAAUUGGUAAAGGCGGGUCGGGUAUCGUGUUUAGAGGAACACUAGGAGAUGGAAAGCUCAUUGCUAUCAAGCGUUUGGACGUUCUUUCUUCGCAAACGGAGAGAGAGUUUCAGAAUGAGUUGCAGAUUCUUGGUGGCCUACGGUCAUCAUUCUUGGUCACGCUUUUGGGGUACUGCGCUGAAAAGAACAGGAGAGUGUUGGUGUAUGAGUAUAUACCUAACAACAGCCUGCAAGAAGCGCUUUUUGGAGAUGGGUCUUUAAGUUUGAGUUGGGAAAGGAGGUUUGACAUAAUCAUUGACGUUGCUAAAGCUAUCGAAUUCUUGCAUCUCGGAUGUGAUCCACCGGUGAUUCAUGGGGAUAUUAAGCCCAGCAAUAUUUUGCUCGAUUCGGAGUACCGAGCAAGGAUUUCCGAUUUUGGGUUGUCAAGGGUUAAGUUGGAGGGUGAGUCGGGGGUGGAUUUGUUUAGCCAGGACUUGGGGAAGAGUCAGGAGCUGUGGAAGAGUCAAGAGCUUUCGGGGAAUUUGGCUGCAGAGACUCCAGCAAUCGGUACUCCGGUGGAGAGUGCUCCUGAGGUAGAUAUUGCUCUUGCUUUACAAGCCUCUACAUCAUCGAAAAAUGGUAGGAUAUCUUAUAAUGUUAGAGCUUUGAACAUUAAUUCCUCCACUUAUAAUGCUAACAUGGAAAGUGAGAAAAAUGGCAAGACUAGCAGUGUAAAGGGGAAGGAGCUUUCGGCGGUCAUAGACAAUGGUGGGGAUGAUUGGAGCAACAGAUUUAUGCCUUAUGAUGAUGAGUUUUCUAGCAUUGAUCACAGUAAGGAGCUGAGUUUUAAUGCUUCUUCGGCUGUUGUUGAGGAUGUGGAUACAAAACAGUGGGGAAAAAAUUGGUGGUGGAAUCAGGAUAGGAGUGGUGAAUCGUGCAGUAAGGAUUAUGUUAUGGAAUGGAUAGGGAGUCAGAUUUGCCCAUCGACAAAUCCUGAUUGGGUUGAAGAAAAGAAGAGUCCUGAGCGAAAUAACUUGGAUAAUUCAACUCCACUAGAUAAAUUAGAAGAUCUAAAUGAACCCCAAUCAGAAGAAGUGGGAUGUGAAAAUCUCGAUAAAGGGUUUGAGAAGAAAGGGUCAAGGGGCAAGACAAAUCGUAGGAAGGAACAAAGAAAGAUGCAAGAGUGGUGGAGAGAAGAGCAUCUAGCUGAGAUUAUCAGGAAGGGUAGUAAGCUUAAAAAGUUUGAAACCAAGUGGAGGAUCACUGGCUUCAAAAUGCCACAUUAUGGUCUUGGAAGAGGGUUUCGGUUUCGAAGAGGAAAGAACUUUGGGGAACAGAGUCAGAAUCAGGGUGAUAUAUUAAGUGGGGAGUUCAGUUUUAGAAGAGGAUGCAAGAAAAAGAGCACCCAGUCUAUUGGUAGUGAUAAUAUGUGGAGUGGAGAUCUUUUCAGUCGUGAGCUCAGCAGUACCACGAGUAUGAGAGGAACUUUGUGCUAUGUGGCACCAGAAUAUGGUGGAUGUGAGUACUUAAUAGAGAAGGGUGAUAUCUACAGUCUAGGGGUUCUGAUUCUUGUAAUUGUAUCUGGUCGAAGGCCAUUGCAUGUUCUUGCCUCCCCUAUGAAGAUUGAGAAAGCAAACUUAAUAAGCUGGUGUCGGCAAUUAGCUCAAUCUGGAAACGUCUUAGAACUUGUGGAUGAGAGGCUAAAAGAUGAUUACAACAAGGACCAGGCAACCCUGUGUAUUAACCUGGCACUCGCUUGCUUACAGAAAUACCCGGAGUUGCGGCCGGAUAUUGGGGAAAUUGUCAAGAUAUUGAAAGGGGAGAUGGAUCUACCACCGCUUCCACCUGAGUUCUCACCCUCUCCGGCUUCCAGGUUAUCCAGGAGGUCAAGGAGAAAUAAGAAAGCCAAUGCAGACUAGCCUUUGGAUCACAUUGAAGGUUCUUAGGAUAUAAUCAAAAUUUUGGUAGGAUCCUGCCAGAUCUGUAGCUAAUCCAUUGACAGUCCUUUAUGUCAGUACCUUCUGCACUCUCCGAGUCAAUGCAACAAGCCUGCUUUUCAAUCUACGCGCACGUUCCAAAUUGAGCGUACUGAUCUUUGACGUAAGUUCAUCUAGUAACGGAUAUGCUUCAAUUUCUAAUUCUGCUGCCUUUGGACAAUAGAAAAUAUUAAAUGGGUUAAGAGUCCUUCACAUAACUGUUAAUGCACAUGUUCCAAACCAGUAAGUAAAUGAUGAAACAAAGUAAUGUGACCUUCAAAUUAUUCCCCCCACCCCACCACAAAAACACAGACAGAAGAUAAAGCAUUAUCACAUUAAAAAACCAAUCAGAGCUUUAAGCUCCUUCAUAAAUUUGAAGAUAGAUUUUGGAAACAAUGUUUCCGUCAAGACUUACCAAACUAAACAGGAGCUGAACAAUUCUGCCCAAAGUACAUUCGAACACAAGUAUCCCCAUCAAAAUCUUAAUGGAGACCCUUCCAAAAUUCACAAACAAGGUAUCAUAAAGAAUCCAGCGUGUAAUAAUCUUAAAACUGCAGUUAUAUGUUAAGGAUCACAAAGAGAAAUUAUUUAUAGGUAAUCAAGAUAUCUUAAUAGGCAUAGCCCAUGUCCACACGAAGAGUACAAAAGAAGGAUCACAAAGAGAAAUCACUAACCGUAUGGACUCUUCGGUCCCUUCUAACCAAAGGAAAUAUUCAUGGUAGGAUUUGAACCCAUAUUUCUUUUUCUUUUUCUCCCCAACUGACCAAGACACCUGUGGGUAUCAGGUUACCUCCGGUGCAACUACUUUCUCUUCUAGUAGUCAUUAACUAGUAUCAGAAAUAUUUUUUAUUAAGGGUUAAGUAAUUAGUAUGACAAAUAUUUCUAAAAAUAAGUA